Messenger RNA from Prunus avium (sweet cherry), 1090 nucleotides. RefSeq lists its product as uncharacterized. Lineage: Eukaryota; Viridiplantae; Streptophyta; Magnoliopsida; Rosales; Rosaceae. The record is from RefSeq and is a predicted model, not a curated record.
CCCGCGUACCAUCGGUGACACGAAGCAUAGGGAAACUGAGAAUGUUGUUGACGAGGAUCGAAAUUUCUGGCGGCCCGUGGAAAGCUUGCGAGAAACGAAAACCUAAAAACAAAACCAUAAUAAGGAAAAAUUCUCAGAGACAAUAACACAAACACAAGCUACGCACAAAGCGAAAACAAAGGAAGGAAGGAAGGAAGGAAGAAUGGUGCUGUGGGAGAUCACAUUAGGAACAGCCUAUUUCUUGGGGCUGAGGCGCACUUAUAGACUGGCUCUGAAGAUUCAGCGACGCCUCAUAAGCCCUAAGCACCCCAAGAUCCGUCAAUUUGCUCACAGGCGAACACGUGCUGUGUUUGAUGUAGCUAUCAGGGUUCACAAGAGCAUACAGGAAAGAGACAUAGAAGUUGGUCGAAAUCUUGGUAACCGGAUCCUACGAUGGCUUGAUCGGAUGAAACCCGAAGCUCAGAUUCGGGGUCCUCUGGAAAAACCCCCCACCAGUGGUAGCAUGAUGAAUAAGGUAAACUCCCACCUCAAAACUCCUGGAAGCACCCAGAUAACCAGAAAUCAGGAAUCCGACAGGCAUCUGUUUUCAACAAUGACCAAUAUGUGGUCUAAACCCCUUCCUCCAAUUACAAUGAUGAUGAGAUCACGAAAGCCUUCUGGGAUGAUAAACCAGUACAGGCACUUAUGCAUGAAUGUGCCUCAACCGUUAAGAUCGAACUACAGUGCAGGUGCGUUUGGGGGAGUUAUACGGAAAGAUAUAAUGCAGUGGAUGCUGCAAAAAUGAUGGGGAAAUAUGUACCCCUAUGUGUUUCUUUAGGAGCCAAACAAUGUUGGGAUCAAAUUAAGGAGCAGAUAGGUUUUGAGGAUGUUGGAUGCAAUACAGUUCCUCUGGGGUUGACUGCUGUUUUUCAAAAUCUGCUUUCAGAGAAGUGUAUUUGUUUUGUUUUCUUUUUCUGGGACAAUUAUAUGAUACUCUUUGUUUUGUCUGUUGUUCUUUGUUCUUUUUGGGAAGCUGUAGUUGCUUGUGACAUCAGACGGUUUUGUAAUUAAAUUACGGGGAUUUUAAAUCUUGAUUAUUGCUUUGUAAUCA